AUGGGCAAUGAACAAGGAAAACACCAUUUUCAAAAAGGUUCUUUACGUGAUUUAGUAGGUAAAGAAGACUCUUGUUUGUAUACAGAUGUAUAUGGUUCUGCAGAACUCUCUUCUCCUAUUACACCAAGAACCCCACGAGUAUCUGAAGAUCCUGAAGACAAAGAGAAAACCACCAAAACACAAGAACCUCAAAUCAAAUCGUCGAAGUCACCAAAGCUAUUUUUUAAUAAAAUUACCCCACCAAAAAACACAAAAGCUGAUAAAAAUGAACGAAUCGAAAACAACGUUUUCUUCUCGAAAAAAAGAUUUAAGUCGUCGCUCAAUUUAAAAGAAAAAAGUGAAGAGCCGAAGCGAAUGGCGAUAACGCCACGCGUCGAAGAUGAGAUUCAAAAGUCCCCACGUGUCAAAGUGCAUACUUCACAACAAAAUGAAAAUCGGAUGUCACUACAGUCUUCCGAUGGAGAGAGUACGUUGUCCAAUUUAUCAAAACGUAUUAUCAAGAGAAGGGCAACGCGUGACGUUACUAACCUCUUUGAGCCAAAAGACACUAUAUCCUAUUUUUUAUCUCAAAAGAAAAGAGUUGUACAACUCCUCCAAACAAAAUUUGGUCUUAACAAAUAUUCAGUGUUAUACGACUCUACGCUCGACGAACUUUCUGCGCGCUCUUUCAACUCGAAAAUUUCGUGUCAGCAAAACAUUUUCAUAUUUGCAAUAACAAAGGAGAAUGCCGUCUUUGGGUGCUUUCAACAGAGUCUAAUACCCCCGCCACCCAAGUUCCAGUCACUCCGAACCAAGACAGAGAAUUUCUAUGUCUUUGGGUUUGCUGAUGAAUUUUCGGAACCCAUCAUAAGAAACGAUAUUAAAGAUGAGACUGGGAUCGUGUUAUAUCCAAACAAAGAGAAUGGUUUUGUUUUCUCGUGUAUUGGUGCGUUUUGGAUCAUGCAAGACUGGAAAUUGUAUAUACAGCAAAAUGUGGGGGGAAGUUUUAAUGCAGAUCCAACGUGGAAGAAUCCAUAUUUAAGAAUCAAAAUCCACAAGUUCUUAAAUUUGGAUUCUUUAGUAGUCCUUGUAUGGGAAUGA
Messenger RNA from Entamoeba invadens IP1, 1080 nucleotides. RefSeq lists its product as hypothetical. The coding region runs from base 1 to 1080 and encodes 359 amino acids. The transcript has a single exon. The record is from RefSeq and is a predicted model, not a curated record. NCBI's taxonomy places the organism in Eukaryota, Evosea, Mastigamoebida, Endamoebidae.